This is a messenger RNA of Varroa destructor (honeybee mite), 3971 nucleotides long. Its product is annotated as putative ubiquitin carboxyl-terminal hydrolase MINDY-4. Gene Ontology annotation, biological process: protein K48-linked deubiquitination. Lineage: Eukaryota; Metazoa; Arthropoda; Arachnida; Mesostigmata; Varroidae. Gene Ontology annotation, molecular function: K48-linked deubiquitinase activity; cysteine-type deubiquitinase activity. The record is from RefSeq and is a predicted model, not a curated record.
GUAGUUGCUCCAGAAGUGCAGUUUUGUGUACACACAAUUUGCAAGGGGAUCGUAGGCGGAAAAUUGGGGUAUAGUCUUUGAAGGAGGAGAGAUAACCUGGCGGGCGAUUCAAAUGAGGAGUAUACGGUCAUGCGUGUUAGCGUCAGAGGAAGAGAGAGCGCGUGAAGUCCAAAGAGCAACAGAGGCAGUUACAAAGUGACUGAGCAUAGUGAGACAGACCACAAAGCGCCAAGUUUUCGAUUGGAGUGCGCCGACGCGCUUUAUCCGUCUAUGAUUAGCCGUGUGUUGGCUCCCCUCCCACUAGCCGGCGACAGCGGGACAAUUCCACCAUUAAAAUACUUGCACCCAGUGAAGUAUGUCGAUUUUCAUGAAAAGGGAACACGUAGAAGCGAUUGCGUGUUGUCUUGUUCGGGAAUAUUUGUUUCGGAAGUCGCAAGAAAUUCAGGGAUUGCGAGAUGUUUUGCACGCACUGGAAGAAACAUUUCCGCGUACGCCUCAGUGUUUUCAGCAUAGGGAUCAGCUCAUUCGUGCAGUUAGCCUCGAAAAAGCUGCCAAAGAAAAUAAGGUGGCCGCCUCAUCGUACCGAUCUCUAAUUGAGAUCCUGGUUGCCGAUCGUUUAGAACGACGUCGACUGAAAAGCCUCGUUCGUGGAGACAAGGACCUUAAACAACUGGAAAAAGAUGAAGGAAAUUCAAUGAAAGCAACCGACGAUAAGCCUUUUGUAAUAGCUUCCGGCUCAGCCACUGGAACCGUUAAAGGAAGAUUGCAACUUGAUGACACUGUCCACUUGCUUCGAAGCCCUAGUCCCGAAAGGGAUCGAAUUAGUCCAGUCGGUAUACCUGCAAAAGCAACGACCUCAAUUCUAGCAUCUCAUACCGAUUCGCGACCUCUUCUUGGUAGACGAUCGGCCUUGCGCAGGGACUCACCAGCAAUUUACAAGAGCCCGCCCAAAGAGACGGAUCACGAAGGACUAACUUCUAGCGACGAGGAGGUAUCACCAACUAAGUGUCAGGAACGUGAACGGGAUCGACCUCGACCUCAAAGCGCCCGGGUCAGGUACAACGCACAGGAUGGUCAGACAGUAAAUACAAAAUCUGCGGCUGUCAUCAUCCGAGAUGGUGAUGUUGAUCUUGAGCGGCGGAAGUCAGCUUGGUCGCACUUGACGAAGUCGACGAAUUCACAUAUAUUGUCGUCCAAUAUUAACCCCAGUGGACCAGCUGUAGCUAGUAAUAGCCCCAUGGCUCCGCUAACGCCGGCUAUGGCGUCACUAAACGCCUAUGUAAUAACAGCGUCUGACUCUCCUAGUAGUCAAGAGACUAGCAACUCUCUACGCACAAGCCAGAUUACGUCCAGUGCCUCAGCGCUACUUGAGCGAACCGAUAAUAUUUUACGAAAGAAGGCCGCCCAGCGGCCCCCUUUGCGCGGGGAGGAUGUCACCUUGGAGGAUCUCACCGGGCAACAGGACGAUCACGGACCGGCACGGCCUGAGACUGGUCGGAUGUUUGCGCACAGGAAAAUCACUGUCAGUGAAAACGAGCAACUUCAAAGGCUUCUGUUUGGUGAUUCCUCUCGUACCUUCGGAGACGAGUGGCUUCGGCAGGGACUAGAGUUCUCCCGUGAGGAUAGUCAUGUGGCCUACGGUUUGAGGCAAAGCAAAGGAGGGCCGUGCGGGGUGCUCGCCGUAACCCAAGCUUAUAUCUUUAAACACUUGUUGUGGCCCGAAGGAAAAUCAGAGGUUGGUGACAUGUCAUCCAGGUUACAAGUAACUGAGUCGUCACGUCGAGGAGCUCUGCUACGAGCCAUCCACGAAAUACUGGUUCAAGCGGGUGGAAGUGAUGGACUCAAUUCAGUGAAGACUCAGAGCGGGGGCCCUUAUAAGUACGUUCUUGGCAAAGUGGCUGGGAAUUCACAACGGACGGCAUUUACCUCAUUAACGAUCUACAAUCUGCCAACUUCGGAACAGCUAAUGGGUUUCCUAACUCAACAUCAGGAAGAAAUUCUACGUGACGGUGUUGUUCAACUGCUUAUUUCGGUUCUUCUAUGCCGCGGUGUCGAUAACAUUCGCAAGGACAUGGAUUCUCCUGACCACGCACUCAUUGGACGUCAUAACCACACGACACAAGAAGUGGUCAACCUCAUGUUGACCGGACGGGCUGUCAGUAAUCUUUUUGAUGAUCGCCUUGAUGUUGAGGGAACUAUUUUGAAGGGAGUCCAACAACGCAGCACAUGUGGUCUUCUAUCACUUGUAGAAGCCUAUGGAAUAAUUGAGGUGGGUUCUUAUCUGAAGUGCCCCAUAUUCCCUAUUUGGGUACUGAUCUCGGAAAAUCACUAUUUUGUCCUAUUCGCGACCUCAGUCGCAGUCCUGGAUUGCCGGGUUCCUUUCGAGCUUCUUGUCUACGAUGGCCUAGCGAACUCAGAGAAUGCUACUGUAAUUAAAGUCGAUCCGAGUCGUACAAGGGAGGACGCAGCAGACGAAUCUAGUAAAAAUCCCGUUGAGCUUUGCAUAAGGACCAAGUGGAAAGGAGCUUUAGUGGAUAUUAUAGAAGAUUAGCCUCAUAAUGUUAUUCAACCACUCGUCUUUAAGAUUUAAAUCUACAAGAUUUCUAUUACGGCUUCAACUCUACGGCUUCAACUCUACGGCUUCAACUCUACGGCUUCAACUCUACGGCUUCAACUCAUCGUCAGCGAAAUGAAACAACCUGAUACAUAGUUUCCCAGGGUGGCAAAUACUGAACACUACAAUGCACCGCACUCUGUGCUAUAUUUUUGGGUAAAAAAAAACAAUGUAAAUCACCGUGUACUAAUGCGGAUGGAAGAAAUGUAUUCAGUACUAUUGUUGCUGGUCGUCAACGUCGGCCGAAAGAGCUAUCAAACAUUUGUUAAUUUAUGGAACGAGUUAAUCUGGAAUCUGCUUGGUAGUGGCAGCUACCAGUUAUUUGCGUACGCUAUUCUUCCUGAAGUCAGUCAGAGCUGACUAAUGAAAUCUGUAAGAUAAACACUGACCACGUGUUCGUCACUUAAUAACGGGAAAGUAUAUGUAAUAAAGUUAGCAGAUAUGAAAUGUUGGCUUAGACAAAUCCGUUUGCUUCAUCGAAUAAGUUUAAUUUAUAUUUUGAAGCAUGGCUAAAACGGACGAAGUGCAUUUACAAAUUAUGUAAGUACGUGUUUAAAACGUUGAAUGUGUAAUCCUGAGGUUGUUGCCGACAGGAAAUCUUCCUUCUGUCAUUACAAUAGAUAGAACAAGUAAAUGAUCAUUUCAUGGACUGUACCUAGAAAUACAUAAUUAAAAUGUGGUUAGCUUCGAGCUGAAAAUCUGAGCUCAAUCUGGAUUUCAAAAUAUAAUGAAGUGUGAGGAGAAGACUGGCGUAAACUCAAAAAUAGGUUUAUCACCUGUGACCACGAUACCCAAAUUCGAAUGUUUCUGACUAGUAGUCAGAUGACAAAUCUGAUUGAAAAAUCUUUUGAUAAGGCUUAACUAGACUUUUACGCAUCAGCCCUAUGACCGAUGAAUUCAAAUGACUAAGCAAUCUUGUCUAACUUGACGGCAUUGCUUUCAACAAUUAAAGCUCAGAAUUUUUGUACUGUUUCUGUAGCCUGUUCCGCCACAUCGAUUUAACGACGUUAAAAAAUGCCAUUUAGAUGUUGACCCAAGACACAUCACUGAAUGAGGUGACACACGCUGUCGGGUUCAAAAACAAUAAAAGCAUCUGUUUAGCGCUAAAAAUCUAUAUUAUGCUUUGAAAAAAAGUGCGUGAUUUAAUCGAAAUAUUAUAUGAAUAAUGGAAGAUUGAAUGUGAUGCUUUGUUGCUUCUGAUUUGCUAAAAUGAUUCUUAAAACAAAAACGCCCAUUGAAAAAUUUGCCUACUCAUUUCUGGCGCUCAUCAUGGUUUAUUAUUAAUAAACUUUGUAUCCGUUCGGAAAAUAACUGCUUGUUUAUGUAAGGGUUGAACGUGAUGCUUUGUUGCUUCUGA